Molecule: messenger RNA, 1131 nt
Organism: Cadophora gregata
Lineage: Eukaryota; Fungi; Ascomycota; Leotiomycetes; Helotiales; Ploettnerulaceae
Gene: PGG1
Product: Polygalacturonase
Exons: 4
Coding region: 1-1131 (376 amino acids)
Biological process (GO): pectin catabolic process
Cellular component (GO): extracellular region
Molecular function (GO): polygalacturonase activity
Source: RefSeq, a predicted model, not a curated record
AUGGUCCACAUCUCGGUCCUCGUCAGCCUUUUGGCUACAGCUGCUUCGAUCGUCUCUGCUGCACCUGCACCAGCUCCAACUAAGCCAGCAAUGCUUGACAAGAGGGCCUCUUGCACCUUCUCCGGCUCCUCAGGUGCCACCGCAGUCAGCAAGUCAAAAGCUUCAUGUGCUACCAUUGUCCUCUCCAACAUCGCAGUCCCAUCCGGCACCACUCUCGACUUGACCAAGCUCAACAGUGGCACCAAGGUUAUCUUCCAGGGUACCACCACUUUCGGUUACGAGGAGUGGUCUGGACCUCUGAUCUCAGUUUCGGGAACUAACAUUGAUGUUUCUGGUGCUUCUGGAAAUUGCAUUGAUGGUGGUGGUGAGAGAUGGUGGGACGGAAAGGGAUCCAAUGGUGGAAAGACCAAGCCCAAGUUCUUCUACGCUCACUCUCUCACCUCCUCAUCCAUCUCCGGCCUCAACUUCAAGAACUCCCCAAUUCAACUCAUGAGUAUUAAUGGCGCCAACAGUCUCUCAGUCACCAACAUCAAGAUGGAUAACACAGCUGGUGACUCUGGAGCUCUGGGACACAACACUGAUGCUUUCGAUGUCGGAUCCUCAACUGCCGUGACCAUCAGCGGUGCCAACAUCCAAAACCAGGAUGACUGCCUUGCCAUCAACUCCGGCACGUCCAUCACCUUCACGGGGGGAACUUGCUCCGGUGGUCACGGCCUCUCAAUCGGUUCCGUCGGCGGCCGCUCCGACAACACCGUCAAAACCAUCAGCAUCAGCUCCUCCACCAUCAAGAACUCCGACAACGGCGUGCGCAUCAAGACCGUUUACGGCGCAACCGGCUCCGUCUCAGGCGUCACAUACAAGAACAUCGUCCUCUCCAACCUCGCCAAGUACGGAAUCGUCAUCCAGCAAGAUUACAAGAAUGGUUCCCCAACCGGAACUCCCACCACCGGUGUCCCGAUCACCAAUCUCGUUGUGUCGGGGAUUUCUGGAUCCGUCGCCUCGGGCGCUACUAGAGUUUAUAUUCUUUGCGGAAAGGGAUCUUGCUCUAGCUGGAAAUGGUCCGGCAUUACUUUCACAGGAGGAAAGACUUCUACCAAGUGCACGAACAUCCCGAGCGGAGCUUCGUGCUAG